Messenger RNA from Oppia nitens, 840 nucleotides. Its product is annotated as zinc finger protein 501-like. Gene Ontology annotation, biological process: regulation of transcription by RNA polymerase II. Gene Ontology annotation, cellular component: nucleus. The record is from RefSeq and is a predicted model, not a curated record. Lineage: Eukaryota; Metazoa; Arthropoda; Arachnida; Sarcoptiformes; Oppiidae. The transcript has 2 exons. Gene Ontology annotation, molecular function: DNA-binding transcription factor activity, RNA polymerase II-specific; RNA polymerase II cis-regulatory region sequence-specific DNA binding. Bases 1 to 840 code for a protein of 279 amino acids.
AUGUAUUCAUUAAGAUCUAGUUUAAUUCAACACAAACGCAUACAUUUUGACGAUAAAUCAUUUAAAUGUGAUGUCAUUUAUUGUGACAAACGUUUUACAUGCAAACAAAAUUUGAAUCAACACAGACUAAUACAUUUAGAUAAGAAACCAUUUAAAUGUGAUGUCAAUGAUUGUGAUAAAAUAUUUUGGCAAAAAUCUAAAUUAAUUGAACACAAAUGCAUACAUUUUAAUCAUAAGACAUAUCUGAUGUGUAAUAUCGAUGGUUGUGACCGAAGAUUUCAAUAUCAGACUGGUUUAGAUCGACACAAACGUAUACAUUGUGGUCAAUGGCCGUACAAUUGUAAUGUCGUCGAUGGUUGUGGUGAUGAACUGAUUCAACAAAACUGUCGUUUAGAUGAACACAAACGCAUCCAUUCAACUGAUAGACCAUUUAAAUGUGAUGUCGAUGGCUGUCAUAAAACGUUUCGCCAAAGUACUGGUUUAUAUCAACACAGACGCAUACAUUCAGAUGAGAGACCAUUUAAAUGUGAUGUCGAAAAUUGCGACAAAAAAUUUCGGCAAAUGACUCAUUUGAUUCAACACUAUCGCAUUCAUUGCGACGAAAAGCCUUAUAUUUGUGAUGUCGUUAACUGUACUAAAAGUUAUCGACAACAGUCCGGAUUAGAUCAACACAAACGAAGUCAUAUCUAUGAAAAGCCAAUGAAUUACAAAUGCAAUGUCGAUGACUGUCAUAAAACGUUUGGUUUAUAUCAACACAAUUGUUGGCAUUUAAAUAAAAACUCAGUUAUCGGUAAUUGUAUGGAUCACACAUACGCUAAGACAUCAGUUAUUUUCAAAUAG